This is a messenger RNA of Blepharisma stoltei, 1140 nucleotides long. NCBI's taxonomy places the organism in Eukaryota, Ciliophora, Heterotrichea, Heterotrichida, Blepharismidae. The record is from the annotation of a GenBank genome assembly.
AUGGGAAAAAAGCAAAAACCUAGAACACCCUCAACAAGCUCAAGUCAAAGCGAAUCUGCUCUCCAGAACCCUACAUCUAAUCACAUUUCUCUUGCAUCUCCUAUAAAAACCUCAGUAAGCUUAAGCUAUCGGGAUUCUACUCUGCAGCCUCUAAAUUCAGAUGCAUUUGAUCACAUUUCUCUCGCAUUACCUAUAAAAUCACCUACAAGCUUAAGGCAAAGUGACACAAUACCCCAACCACCACAAAUAUAUACGUCUAAUACCAAUUCUCUUGUUUGCAACCCUGAUCCUUUAUCUAUUAUUGAAUCUAAGGUAUCAGAUAGUCUAAGACAAAUGUUUGAACUGUAUUUUGCAGAAUUCACAAACUCUUUAAGCCAAAAGACUGACAUAUCUAACUCGGAAUACUUCAAAUUUGAUCAGAGAUUAGAUAUACGUCAUAAUCCUUCUCUCAAACGAGGUGAAGAAUUCGAGUCUCUCUACCAAAUUUACUAUGACAAUGCUAACAAUUUCUCUGACAAACUUUUGACACAUCUUAAAAAAUACGAUGAUCCCGACCUUAUCACAGUCCUCAUCGGAAUUGACAAAGCGAAUAAAGUCUUCAUGCGGGCAAGCCGAGAAGUAAAAGACGCAAUGCAGAGAUACUACAAAAAGAACUUCACAACUUUUGAAGAGGUCAAUAGAGUCCUCUUCUUCCAUCGUGUCCUAAGCCCACUUGAAGAAAAAAUCCAAAGUGCGAGAGAGUUUGUAAAUCAAUGUGAAGCUGCUAGGAGGGCUUGCCAACUCUAUGACGAAGAAUCGUUACAUUUAAACAUGCUUUCUGAAGCAAGCAGCCCAAACAAUCGAACGAAGUUCAAGCGAAAUAAACAGAUUGUGAGGUGAGAAGAAAUGAGUGUCGAUGAAAUUGUCAAUUUUAUCAAUGGAGACGAAACUCCAAAGAAAAAUAAGGCAAAAAAUAGGAGCCAAAGCAAUGGGAAGCAAAGAAAAGAGGUAGAAAUUGAAAUUGAUGAAGAAAUUGAAGAGUUCCAGAAGAGGAUCGAAGAAGUCAGCUUGAGCUCUUCAAGAUUCAAACCAAAGGUUACACAAGAGUGGCUGAGCAACCUGCGAAAAGAAAUUAAAAUGUUGUCUUUGUUUAAGGCUUAA